AUGAAAUUGGAAGCAACGUCGUUUCCCCCUUGUUUCCGGGAGCUAAAACAACAUAUGAAGAGAAGUACCUACAUAGCACAGAUUUGGUGUAAUGCCUACAAACAAAUACCGUCGACCUUGUUACCAAUAAGCUAUGGAUGGAUUUUCAAUGACGGUCGGUACGAUUUCGACUGGUUCCACGGCGAGGAAUGCCCCCAAAAAGUUAGUGACAUAACGGAACCGGAUGAGGAAUCAGGCGAAGAAAUUGAUGACGUCAUAGAGGCCAAUCCGGCAGUAACCGCCGUGCAGCCCGCGACGCGCGAAGAGCUUACGAUAGGCUCGUUGAAAGGAGACAACUGGAGGAUUGGGCUUAUGAACCUGAGCCAUAUGACCCACGGCGCGAGGUUAACCGGCGCCCCACCCCACGCUCCAUGUCUCACAAAGAGAAGAAAGCGCCCAUACGGGAGGGAACAUGUCAUCAAGCCGGACACAGAAGAAGUGGGCAUCAGAGAUGAACCUCUGUAUGAUAUAGGCCCGCAUCCUACCUUAGUCCCAGAAAGGGAUAGGUACUGCCAGAAGUUUGAUUAUGCUGGCUUUAUCCCGCUGCUCAAUCAAACGAAUGAGCAGUUGCGUGGUGACCCGCGGCUACAUGAACGCCUUUCAUUAAGCAUAGAUUGCAAUUCCGCAGGGACCCAUACUAGAAUCGAGGUGGCUCCGAGCGGGUCGUUCGGUAAUGUUGAAGCCGCUAUCCACAAUGUUUACGAAUGUUACAUCUCCCCGUACGUUACUUCAGCUCGUGUAAUUGCAUCACAACAGCAGGACGCUGCGUACCAGCCACUCCCCGAUGGAUUAAUUCCGGGGAAUUUAGUCCCUAACCCUAAUUUACUUGGCUUUGAGCCAAUUGAUCCUAACAACAACGGAUCCCAGGCCCGCUUAGCAGGGAUAAACUUUGUUAGCGAUGACACUUUAGAAGGACGCUAUCGUGUUAGCCCGCUCUUGCAGACGAGGGUUUACACUAUUUUCGCUGAAAUGAAAGACAGAUUCAAAAUGUUAGAGAUUAGAAGUGAAAACAACCCUCAAGGCCUGAAUGUGACGAACAAGAUACAAAAAAAGACCGUCGCGGCGAAUCUUACAUUCGUAGAAACGAUCCGCCCCGUGAACGAUGCAAAUGUGCCGUUAUAUGAGAGAACAGUAAAUGUAUUGAGUUUCGGCGCUCAGGGAUCAGCUGUCGCAAACCAAUCCAAUAUCGAAGUGCUGCAUAGAAGACGUAGCGACCAGCGCAAUCAGCCAGCUAGAGGGCUGUGCUUUACUACGGCUGCUGGACAAGCUCCUGGUGGGUGGGUGGCCACCAUUAAUAAUAACUUUCAUAUGGAAGGAGUUUUUGCACCUGUUUUACACUUCGACUAUCCACAAUCACGAAUAGUGGAGUUCUCUUCUCGCGGUCCAGCCGGUUCGCGAAUGUUUAUAACUAAAUGA
Messenger RNA from Parnassius apollo (apollo), 1455 nucleotides. The record is from the annotation of a GenBank genome assembly. Lineage: Eukaryota; Metazoa; Arthropoda; Insecta; Lepidoptera; Papilionidae.